GCUGGAGUACCUGCUGUCGAAUUUGGGGACCAUCGAGCAGGAGACGGGACAGAGCCAUACACCUGUGAAAGAAGCAACAAGUUAAACGAGAAACGUUAAGUGACUUCUUGCGGAUUAUAAAUUUGUCGUGCAACAAAACUGUAAGUCUAGAAUAUUAGCAAAUAGACUAUAGAAUAUUAGUUGUAACCGUUAGUCCUAAUUCGAUAAGAUGCCGCCGUUUUCAACGAAACUAGUAAGGGCCAGAAGGAGGAAGGGUCGCAAAAAUAGUCUGCGUGGUGAUAGCGUCAUAUUUGUGGAGGAAAGUUCAAUAGAAUCUCCUAGUAGAGGAUCUUCUUCCUCAAUUGGAAGGUUUGAACCCCGAUUACAAGAGUCAUCUCUUGUACCUGCCCAGUCCACGAUGCAGAGUUGGGGUGAGCCGGGCGGUGUAUCUGUUCCUUCUAGUAGCACGGCAAAUAACACGCUAAUGAUUCCACCUAGGCCAUUACCUUCUAAUGUUUUGAAUUCCUCUUCAGAUGCGAAUGAACAUCAGACAAAUACCUUAAAUUUAGAGUCAUUACAACCUUCCAAGGACAGUACGACUAGGGACGCGGUCACGUCAUCGCCUAAACUUUCAAAAACCUUUACGGGCACCCAAUACGAUCUAGUAAAAAGUUUUAUUCCUCAUUUUGAUGGAAAGCCGUCCCAGGUAAACCAUUUUAUUGCCCAAUGUAGGCUUGCCGAUACCUUAGCAAAAACCGAGGACAAAACACUUUUGCUCGCUAUAAUUCGGAAUCGAAUGCAACACCGGGUUUACAGGGGUAUAGUGGGUGAUGACGAACCGGAAACUGUGGAGGAAUUGAUAGCCCUGAUUAAAUCUACGUUCGCCCAAAGUUUUAAUCUAAAUGAUACUCAAAAUGAGUUGAAGACCGUACGCCGUCGUGAAAGCGAAUCGAUCGAGGAAUACGGGUUCCGAGUAAACGAUAUUUUAGAUCGUGGGGUACAGGGGGCGAAAGAAGAUUUGAGUUCAGAGGAAUUUGGGGGCAUUAAAAAAUUACUUAUGACGAGCGCGGUGGCAGGAUUUUUAGGGGGACUGGGAAAUGAUGUUGUCGCGAGUAUACUUUCUAACGAUGACGUUAAAGAUUUAAGAGCGGCAAUUAAAUUAGCGUCAAAAAUUGAAACUCAGGUGAAUUCAUCGCGGAAUUCACAGAACACCAGCGUUCCUGAUACAAAUUCCAGAGUGCUGAUCGCGGAAACGCGCGACCGCAGAUGUUUUACUUGUGGGAAGGUCGGACAUAUUUCUGUCGAUUGUCGGAUACGACGGGACCGCCGUUUCGCAAAUACAAAUCGCGACACGCUCAGGUGCCAGAAAUGCGGUAAAGCAGGUCAUGCGAGUUCGGUAUGUUACAGCAAAAAUACUCACCGUGCCUGGGUAAAGGGUUCGCAACCAGCAGUUUCUUCGACCCCCGUAAAUCGACGAAAUCCUUUAAACUCAAAAGGGCCUCCGGAAACGGGCGCGACACGGAGAGAACCCCUGAUAUCACGCGCCGGCUCCACCGCGUCUGCCGCGAAAAGGAACUAA
Messenger RNA from Osmia lignaria (orchard mason bee), 1558 nucleotides. Lineage: Eukaryota; Metazoa; Arthropoda; Insecta; Hymenoptera; Megachilidae. The record is from RefSeq and is a predicted model, not a curated record.